AUGAACUUAGAAAGUCAAUUUUUGGAAGGUGGUAACAUGAAUCAUAGCUAUAUCUACCAAAAUAACGAAAGUCUCAAUGAGUCUGUCUUUGACGACGAGAUACUUGACUUUAGUGGAAGCUCGUUUGGCGAGUUGGGCUCAUCGGACUCAAUUUUAGAACCAAAGAUUGAAGAAUUAAGAUCUUCCGGCUCUACUACUCUUCAUAAAUCUGAUCUGGCAUCUGGAAUUAUAGAACAUAUUCCGAAUUCGUCAACAAGUAAAGAUAUUCCCUUACAUUUCACCAAAGUUGACUACGACUACAGCGAUUGCACUACUUUUGAUAGAAGAAGACUCUUUCGUGAUGGUAAUUCUGUCCUUGGUGCUAUUUUCUCCUGUCCUCUGUGUACUAGAGUUUUCGAUGACUGUAACAUAUAUAUGUUGCAUUUGAAGAUGCACAUGAUGAAACUUAAGACAGAUGAAAGCAGAGAUGAAAGUUGCGAAAUGCACAAAGAUGAGGACAUCAGCUUGGAGAGUAUCUACGAGAGACUCAAAAAGUUGAAGAUCAAGCAACUAAAUCCAUUACCAUUAUUCAAAUGUAAAAGUUGUGCCAAACGCUUUACGAGUAAAAUAAGAUUAUCUUUUCACUUUUCGGUUCAUACAAGACAAAAGAUGGACACAUAUAUUCAAGAGAUCUAUUCAUAG
Priceomyces carsonii is the source of this 681-nucleotide messenger RNA. RefSeq lists its product as uncharacterized. The transcript has a single exon. The record is from RefSeq and is a predicted model, not a curated record. NCBI's taxonomy places the organism in Eukaryota, Fungi, Ascomycota, Pichiomycetes, Serinales, Debaryomycetaceae. Bases 1 to 681 code for a protein of 226 amino acids.